This is a messenger RNA of Dentiscutata erythropus, 152 nucleotides long. The record is from the annotation of a GenBank genome assembly. NCBI's taxonomy places the organism in Eukaryota, Fungi, Glomeromycota, Glomeromycetes, Diversisporales, Gigasporaceae.
AUGACUCCAUCGAACGAAUUGUUAUUAUCUGAAGCGCUUACAGAUGAUGACUUUCAGAAUAAUAACGCUAAAAGUUCACAUUCACUAAUUAUUUCUUCGCCGUUAAAGAUCAAACCUGACUCAUCUAUCAUAUCCGAACUUCAAAAAGAAAA